CCUGCUCUUCCUCCUCCCUUCCUCUUCCUCCUCAUCCUCCUCCUCCUUCUCUGAUGACAGCAUACAGGUGCCAUCGUGGGUGUCGCAUCUGCCGCCGGUUCCAUGGCGCACGCGUUCUGGAUCUGGUCUGGCAUUGUGCAAGGAUGUGUCUUGUCAGGAGCACUCUCUGCGCUUGCUCUCUCACCGUUCCUCAAGGACCUCGAGGCGUGCAUCGAGCAGCCUGGGCUUGGUGCCUGCGCAGAUGACCUCGGUGCCGCUCUUACGUCUGCCAUGGCACCGUGGCGCACUGCCCGCGUGAUGAAGAUUGCGGCCAGGAUCGCCCCAUGGAUUCUGAAAGCCUCCCAAUGCAAGAGAGUACGCUUGCUCGCCGCGUACACGGCGGAGGUGGCUACGUUCAUCACGGCUUUGCUCCAGUCGCAUAUGCCGCAGUGCUUCGAGCUUGACGUCGUGGAUGAGCUUGUCUCCACAGGUCCUCUGGCUGAAGCCCAAGGUACAAGGAGGCGCCGCGUCAACGCCGCUAUGCUCCGGCGACCUCCCCUUGCAGUGGCUGAAGGCC
Prorocentrum cordatum is the source of this 556-nucleotide messenger RNA. The record is from the annotation of a GenBank genome assembly. NCBI's taxonomy places the organism in Eukaryota, Dinophyceae, Prorocentrales, Prorocentraceae.